Molecule: messenger RNA, 1836 nt
Organism: Diceros bicornis minor
Lineage: Eukaryota; Metazoa; Chordata; Mammalia; Perissodactyla; Rhinocerotidae
Gene: PLCXD3
Product: phosphatidylinositol specific phospholipase C X domain containing 3
Exons: 3
Coding region: 157-1122 (321 amino acids)
Biological process (GO): lipid metabolic process
Cellular component (GO): synapse
Molecular function (GO): phosphoric diester hydrolase activity
Source: RefSeq, a predicted model, not a curated record
UAUUAAAAUUAGCAUGUGUCUGCGCCAUCCUGUGGGUGUGGCGCAGAGCGGAGUGUAAACUCUAGCGGGGCUGGAGCAAACAUUGGAUUAGCGGCAGCAACCUGCCAGCCUGCCCAAGGAGUGCGGGGACCUGCGCGCGGCACGCCGACCGGCACCAUGGCCUCGUCUCAGGGGAAGAAUGAGCUGAAAUUCGCCGACUGGAUGGCAACUCUGCCGGAGAGCAUCCACAGCAUCCCCCUCACCAAUUUAGCCAUCCCAGGAUCUCAUGAUUCCUUCAGCUUCUACAUUGACGAAGCCUCACCAGUAGGGCCUGAGCAGCCAGAGACCGUCCAGAAUUUUGUCUCUGUGUUUGGAACUGUGGCCAAAAAGCUGAUGCGGAAAUGGCUAGCCACUCAAACGAUGAACUUUACUGGUCAGCUAGGAGCUGGGAUCCGUUAUUUUGAUCUUCGAAUUUCCACCAAGCCCAGAGACCCCGACAAUGAACUCUACUUUGCUCAUGGUUUGUUCAGUGCCAAAGUCAGUGAAGGCCUUGAGGAGAUCAAUGCUUUCCUCACAGAUCACCAUAAGGAGGUAGUAUUCUUGGACUUCAACCAUUUUUAUGGGAUGCAGAAAUAUCACCAUGAAAAACUCGUCCAAAUGCUGAAAGACAUCUAUGGAAAUAAAAUGUGCCCAGCAAUUUUUGCCCAGGAAGUUAGUCUCAAGUACCUGUGGGAGAAGGACUAUCAAGUGCUGGUUUUCUACCACAGUCCAGUGGCUCUGGAGGUGCCCUUUCUCUGGCCUGGGCAGAUGAUGCCGGCACCCUGGGCCAACACCACAGACCCGGAAAAACUGAUCCAGUUUCUUCAGGCAUCUAUCAUUGAGAGAAGAAAGAAGGGCUCGUUUUUUAUAUCUCAGGUGGUGCUGACCCCCAAAGCUAGCACUGUGGUCAAAGGGGUGGCCAGUGGCCUCAGAGAAACCAUCACAGAAAGAGCUCUUCCUGCCAUGAUGCAGUGGGUCCGCACACAGAAGCCAGGAGAGAGUGGCAUCAAUAUUGUCACUGCUGAUUUUGUAGAACUUGGUGAUUUCAUCAGCACCGUCAUAAAGCUCAACUAUGUCUUUGAUGAAGGAGAAGCCAACACUUGAUAGUACCAUUUGGAUUAUUCAUGAAUAAAAUAGAGAAGAUUCAUUGUAUUAGGCAUAUUAUCUACAAACACUCUGAUUUUCCUAUUCCACUGAGUCUCUGAGGGUAUUAGGGCUGGUAGUGGGUGGGAAAAGGGGGAAACCAUUUCUUCAGUGAUUGUUAUCAUAGUCUGCAUUAGUAUAAAUAUUUCAUUUCCCAUUUGAUGAGUAAAAUAUACUUCUAGUGUUAGGGAUUAAAAAAGACCCGUGAAUUUUGUUUUUCAAAAUUAGUCUUUGUAACUUGUAACUGAUGAGUGUUUACUUGAUUGCAUUUCUGAUUUCAACCUAGGACUCCUACACUGUCUAUAUCCUCUAACCUAACCUUUCCACUCCCUCUCUAGCUCGCUUUUUUUAAUCAGAUGCUGUAUGGAUCUCAAAACAAUUGAAUGCCCAACAUAACGUGUAUUACAUUGUUGUACUGAAGUUUAUUUGUUUUGUGGGGCUUGGUAUAAUAGUCUGUAGUCAUCUGAAUUGGGCAAUCACUGCUAACUUUUGGUCGUAGAAAAUAUGCAUCACAUCGGUUUCCCUGUAUCACUAAUAUUGGAGGCUAUAAUCAGUGAUUUUUGUGUUAUAUGAAAAUAAUAGUGUUUCACAGUAUUUCUAUUUAAGGCAGCUAUAAAUAUAGAGUAAAAAUUUUUUUGGAAGAACUAUUAGUGCCAAUUCCAUAGUGAAAAAAGG